UCGUUACUACUCUUCAGUUCGGAGCUGUGAGUUUGCAAAUAAACUACUCAAAAACAAGAAUUUAUUUCAGAAGAUUCAUUUGAAUAUUUCAAUCGCUCAGUUCACAGAGCUUACAAAGAAGAACUGAAUAAAGAAAACCCUCAGUUGUGCUAACAAUCGCUCUAUCUCAUUUGAAAAAUGAGCCAUAAAAACAUAUUACUUCUGAAAAAUGAAAAUUAUAUACGUAUAAUUUCUUAUACUAUGUACAUAUAUACGUUUUUGACCAUUCUGUCAGACUAUUUUUAUAAACAUCUUGGCUUCAACAGUAAAAAAAAGUAACAGUCGUAUUCAGAAUCAGAAUAAAUAUUCAAAGAUAUAGGUAACCUGAUAUUAUAACUGUCGCGACCGGUAGCGGGAACUGGUGAAAUAUUUCUCUUUUCUAUGAACUAUUUCAAAUACCUGAUUAAUUUUUCGAUUUGGCAACGUAGCUGCCAAUUUCAUGUAGCAGAUUCGGGGGUCUAUUCUCCAUGUGUACCCAGAAUAAUAUAAAUAUAUGAGUAUUCACAACAAAAGAGUUAAGACUGAAUUAGAAGAAAUGGGACAAGAUGAUGAUAGGAUAUCAUUUGACUAUGAUGUCCAGCAUACAAUUGACGGGCAGUAUACUGAAGAUAUAAAGACCGAAGACGUAAAGACUGAAGAUAUAGAUAUUGUUGACCAGUACAUUGAUGAGAAUGGAAUAAGAUCGUCGAUUGGAUAUGAAACAGAAAUGAAGAGAGAUUAUAGUUUCAAUGAGAGAAUUACUUUUGAAAUUAAGCCAUUGAGUAGUGAACAUGACUCAUCUAAUAAAUAUCAAACUAGGAAUUAUAAGGAUGCUGUUCCUUCGAAUGAACAAGAACAAGAAUGUCUAGUAUGUGAGUUUACAACAAAUGACGAGAGAAAUCUAAAACAGCAUUUUGAUGUUGUUCAUUUGAAAGAACGAAAACAUAAUUGUGAGUUUUGUGAGUAUUCUGCUAAACAUAAGCAAAGACUUGAAAUUCAUAUAAAGGCUGUUCAUUUGGAUAAACGAGAACAUAUAUGUCACCUGUGCAAUUAUGCUUCAGCUUAUAGACAGAACAUCCGAAAGCAUAUAGAAGUAGUUCAUCUGAACAAACGAGAAUAUAAAUGUGGAUUUUGUGAGUAUGUAGCUCAGCAGAAAGAACAACUUGAAAAUCAUAUAAAGGCUGUUCAUUUGGAUAAACGAGAACAUAAAUGUCACCUGUGCAACUUCGCUUCAGCUUAUAAACGGAGCCUCAAAGAGCAUAUAGUUGCAGUUCAUUUGAAUAAACGAGACCAUAAAUGUGUGUUUUGUGAGUAUGCAGCUAACAAGAAGGAAAAUCUUGAAAAUCAUAUAAAGGCUGUUCAUUUGGAUAAACGAGAACAUAAAUGUCACCUGUGCAACUAUGCUUCAGCUCAUAAAUUCAACAUCGUGAAGCAUAUAGUUGGAGUUCAUUCGAAUAAACGAGAACAUAAAUGUGUGUUUUGUGAGUAUGCUGCUAAACAUAAGCUAAACCUCGAAAUUCAUAUAAAGGCUGUUCAUUUGGAUAUACGAGAACAUAGAUGUCACAUGUGCAACUUUGCUUCAGCUUAUAAACAUAGCAUCAAAAAGCAUAAAGUAGCAGUUCAUUCGAAUAAACGAAAACAUAAAUGUGAGUUUUGUGAGUAUACAGCUAACAACAAGGAAUAUCUUGAAAAUCAUAUAAAGGCUGUUCAUUUGGAUAAACGAGAACAUAAAUGUCACCUGUGCAACUAUGCUUCAGCUUAUAAACAGAACAUCAAAAAGCAUAUAGUUGCAGUUCAUUUGAAUAAACGAGAAUAUAAAUGUAAGUUUUGUGACUUUGCAGCUAACCAGAAAGGAAACCUUGAAAAUCAUAUAAAGGCUGUUCAUUUGGAUAAACUAGAACAUAGAUGUCACCUGUGCAACUUUGCUUCAGCUUAUAAACAGAGCAUCAAAAGGCAUAUAGAUGAAGUUCAUUUGAAGUAUGAACGAAAAGGGAGGAGUCGAUAAAGAUAUGAAUGUUAUUCGCUUCAAUAAACUAGAAUGUGUUAACAUUUUUAACUCAUAUUCAUAAUCACACACAUACUCGCAUACGAGUAUGAUUCAGUUAUAAAAGAAACCUAAAAAAGCAUAUAAAUACUAUUCAUUUGAAUGGAAAAAACAUAAAUAUCACCUAUACAAGUUCACUGUGUUUGGUAACAAAAUUGUCUUGUGGAAAAUGAGUAACUACCUCUAGUACCUGAUGAUAUUGACGAUUCAGAAUUGAAUAAUUUGAUCGUGACGACAGAUGUAUCUGAUGUACCUCUUGACAAUCAGAGUGUGAGUAUCAAUGCUUGCAGAACAGAAUUAAUCAAUAUUUAUUUUAUCAAAUUAAUUAGUGAUAUUCUUAAAUCAACCUAUUUCAAAUAUUGAUUAUUUUUUUAAUUAAUUCAUGAAAAACAAUUUCUUCAUAAUUAUUCAUAAGCAGUAAUCCAUAAGCAGAAAUAUUAUUAAAUAAACCUUUUGUAAAUAUUGAUUUUUAUUUUAAUUAAUUUGUGAACAACAAUUUCUUCAUAAGUAAUUCAUAAGUAGUAAUGUUC
Harmonia axyridis is the source of this 2592-nucleotide messenger RNA. Its product is annotated as zinc finger protein 64-like. Bases 533 to 2023 code for a protein of 496 amino acids. Gene Ontology annotation, biological process: regulation of transcription by RNA polymerase II. The transcript is spliced from 2 exons. The record is from RefSeq and is a predicted model, not a curated record. Lineage: Eukaryota; Metazoa; Arthropoda; Insecta; Coleoptera; Coccinellidae. Gene Ontology annotation, molecular function: RNA polymerase II transcription regulatory region sequence-specific DNA binding; DNA-binding transcription factor activity, RNA polymerase II-specific. Gene Ontology annotation, cellular component: nucleus.